ACGAUGAACCCAGCCGUGAAUUAGGACCGUGGAGGCGCCUCGUCGAAUAGUCCGCUCCAGUUUGGUAUCUUCGCUCAGCGGCGUAACCUUGUUGGGCGAAACCCCAAAACUCCCCUCUUCCUUCGAUCCCCACCACCUCAAUCUUUUGCCCUCUCAUUCCCCGCUAAUCCGAUUGGAAACCCUCGUUCUAGGGUUCUCUGGGAGCCUCUUCUCCGCCAGGCCCCCCUCCCCCGUUCCUCCCUGGUUCAUGCUCUAGUUCACGGAAAAGAAUGAUCUUUUCUAGGCUUGGCCAAUCUCUCUCGCGAUCCUCGCGUUCCCUAUACGAAGCCGGCGCUUUUUUGGGCGGUUCUGUUGUGAGGUCUGGCUGUUCGAAGGAAGCCGUUCUGCAAUCACCGAGUUUUCGUGGUGGCAGUGGAGGUUUAGGGUUUCUGAGGAGUUAUUUGACUUCCAUCGGAGCGAAUAAGGCUAUUGGUGCCAAGAAGUACCAGGCAGAUUGGAGAUUCCUCCUCGCAAAUCCUAGUUUUAGACGGCUCUUUUCCAGUGAAUCACCGGACAAGAAGAAUUAUGAGAACUACCACCCGAAGGAUAGGAAGGAAAUUCCGAAAGGAAAUGAGAACAACAAAUCGGACUCGAAAGAGAAUUCAAAUACAGAAGAUCAGGCGAAUUUUCAGGAGAAUUUUAUGAAGCAGUUGCAGAGUUACCUUGCUCCUAUACUGUUUAUGGGACUAUUGCUUUCUUCCUUUUCCUUUGGCUCUUUUGACCAAAAAGAGAUUAGUUUCCAGGAAUUCAAGAAUAAGCUCCUGGAACCUGGUUUAGUGGAUCACAUUGUUGUGUCCAAUAAAUCAGUUGCAAAAGUGUAUGUCAGGAAUUCGCCAAAGACAAGCUAUCAAACCGGGGAGAAUGAGAUACAGGAAACCACAACAAGUUCUCCUCCUAGGCAUGCUGGUAGCCAGUAUAAGUAUUACUUCAAUAUUGGAAGUGUGGAAUCAUUUGAAGAAAAAUUGGAGGAAGCUCAGGAAGCCUUGGGGAUAGAUCCUCAUGAUUAUGUCCCUGUUAGAUAUAUUUCUGAAGUAAUUUGGUACCAAGAAUUGCUCAAAUUUGCCCCAACAGCAUUUCUUGUGGGGCUGAUUUACUUUAUGGGGCGGAAAAUACAGGGUGGAUUUGGCGUUGGUGGUGGUGCGGGUAGGGGUAGUCGUGGGAUAUUUAACAUUGGAAAAGCCCAAGUGACAAAGAUGGACAAGAAUUCAAAAAAUAAGGUAUUCUUUAAAGAUGUAGCUGGCUGUGAUGAGGCCAAACAAGAAAUUAUGGAAUUUGUGCACUUCUUAAAAAAUCCCAAGAAGUAUGAGGAACUGGGAGCGAAAAUUCCCAAAGGUGCUCUUCUUGUAGGCCCUCCUGGCACGGGAAAAACACUUCUUGCAAAAGCAACUGCAGGAGAGUCUGGUGUACCUUUCUUGUCUAUUGCUGGUUCAGAUUUUAUGGAAAUGUUUGUCGGUGUUGGACCUUCCAGGGUGAGGAACUUGUUUGUGGAAGCCCGACAGUGUGCACCUAGCAUAAUUUUUAUUGAUGAGAUUGAUGCAAUUGGUCGGGCAAGAGGCCGUGGGGGAUUCUCAGGUGCCAAUGAUGAGCGCGAAAGUACACUAAAUCAGUUACUUGUGGAGAUGGAUGGAUUUGGAACAACCUCUGGGGUUGUUGUACUUGCUGGGACAAAUCGGCCUGACAUCUUGGAUAAGGCCUUGUUAAGGCCAGGUCGGUUUGAUCGUCAAAUUACAAUUGACAAACCUGACAUAAAAGGACGUGAUCAGAUAUUCCGUAUAUAUCUUAAGAAGAUCAAGCUGGACAAAGAUCCAUCAUAUUACUCUCAAAGGCUAGCUGCCCUUACGCCUGGUUUUGCUGGAGCUGACAUUGCCAAUGUUUGUAACGAGGCUGCUUUGAUAGCUGCAAGAAGUGAGGAAACACAAGUUACAAUGCAGCAUUUUGAAGCUGCUAUUGAUCGUAUAAUUGGUGGUUUGGAGAAGAAGAACAAGGUGAUCAGCAAGCUGGAACGUCGAACUGUUGCUUACCAUGAAUCAGGUCAUGCUGUUGUUGGAUGGUUCUUGGAGCAUGCAGAGCCUUUACUUAAAGUUACAAUAGUUCCACGUGGAACUGCAGCAUUGGGCUUUGCUCAGUAUGUGCCAAAUGAAAACCUCCUAUUGACCAAGGAGCAGCUUUUUGACAUGACAUGCAUGACACUAGGUGGGCGUGCAUCUGAAGAGGUCUUGUUGGGGAAGAUUUCUACUGGAGCUCAAAAUGAUUUGGAGAAAGUGACCAAGAUGACUUACGCUCAAGUUGCAGUAUAUGGUUUCAGUGACAAGAUUGGGCUCCUUUCAUUUCCCCAGAGGGAUGAUGGUUUUGAAAUGAGCAAGCCUUACAGCAGCAAGACUGGAGCCAUCAUUGAUGCUGAGGUGAGGGAAUGGGUUACAAAGGCCUAUCAGAGAACAGUGGAACUGAUGAAGGAACACAAGGAUCAUGUCAUCCAGAUCGCUGAGCUGCUGCUGGAGAAGGAGGUCCUACACCAAGACGAUUUGGUAAGAGUCCUUGGCGAGCGCCCAUUCAAAUCAAGUGAACCAACAAAUUAUGAUAGGUUUAAGCAAGGGUUCCAAGAGGAAGAGGACGAUAAAGGUGGGGAACCUUCAAAGGCUGUGGACGAAGACGAUGGAUCGUCGUCACUCUGUGGGGUAGUGCCCACGUAGCCAGAGCAUUUUUUGGCAAUGUAUACUUAAUCAAUUUCCAUUUUUCUUUUGUUUUACCUUGUAUUUAAGAAAUUGUACAAUUCAGCAUCCGUAUCAG
This is a messenger RNA of Elaeis guineensis (African oil palm), 2826 nucleotides long. Its product is annotated as ATP-dependent zinc metalloprotease FTSH 8, mitochondrial. The record is from RefSeq and is a predicted model, not a curated record. Gene Ontology annotation, biological process: mitochondrial protein processing. Gene Ontology annotation, cellular component: m-AAA complex; chloroplast thylakoid membrane. Gene Ontology annotation, molecular function: ATP-dependent peptidase activity; ATP hydrolysis activity; zinc ion binding. Lineage: Eukaryota; Viridiplantae; Streptophyta; Magnoliopsida; Arecales; Arecaceae.